AUGCUUUCGGGACAGAACGAGCUCAGGAAUAUAGCCAGAGAAGCCAAGAAGUUCAACCAGCCGAGGCAGAAGAAGACUUUCAGCCAGGUCCAGACUGUCACAAAUAGGCAAGAUUUUGAGGGACACCUGCAACGCCUGCAGUUGGUGUUUGACAGACUGCGUAAACAUGGCCUUAAACUGAAACCCUCAAAAUGCCACUUGAUGAAAAAGGAGGUCCAAUACUUGGGGCAUCGGGUGUGUGCAGAAGGUAUCCGCACUGACCCUGAAAAGAUAAGCAAGGUGAAGGACUGGCCACAGCCAACAAACCGUAAGGAGGUCCUUCGUUUCCUGGGGUUUGCGGGGUACUACAGGAGGUUUGUGGAGAGCUAUGCAAAGAUUGCUGCACCCCUCUACCGCCUCACUUCUGGUGACCCCAGAAAGAAAAAAAGGGGUUGGCUGGCUCUGUCUCUGGGGUGCUGGUUUACCCUCUCUCUUCCAAGCUCCUCCAUCUUUUUUAUAGUUCCUCAGUCUCUGGUUGUGGUGGCAGCUGGAUAG
Molecule: messenger RNA, 534 nt
Organism: Knipowitschia caucasica
Lineage: Eukaryota; Metazoa; Chordata; Actinopteri; Gobiiformes; Gobiidae
Source: the annotation of a GenBank genome assembly